GCUAAUUUAUAAAUGAGUAAUUGAAACCAAAUUAGCCAUGGUGCAUUAGGCAAGAUUAAACUCGAUCAUUUUUGAUCAGUGCUUAGCUAGCCGAAAAUUAGAUGAAAACUCUAUAUUCUCCUCAUAUCCCCGAAUCAUCACUAAUCGAUUACAAAAAAAGAUGUUGGCAGUUGGUUGCACAUUCAUCGGUCUCAUUCAUGAUCAAUCUGAUCUACACUGCCUGUAUCUUCAUUGCCUGUGUAUACGAGUAAUAUGUGCUGCGGAAAAUGUCAAACCUAAAAUUCGACCCAUGAGACUAUGGUCUAAACACGGUAUGAUAGAAGAAAGGAUGGGUACACUCUCAUCAUCGUCAUUUGAUUUGCUCCAUUAUCAGUAUUGUUGCAAGCAGAAGUUUUACUCUAGAGUACCAGGAGUGCCAGCUAUCAUAUUGAGUUCUCCAAGUUCACUAUCACAAAACCUAUUGCAAGCCUAUCCAUAUACGGGAGAACAGAAGAUGUUUACAAAGUUCUUACAAAUUCAGUUCACUACCACACACGCCUUUGAAUUGGCUUAUACCGUAGUCACUCAUCAGCUAGUCGAGUUCUGAUGCAAUCAGUGUUCUCUAGUCUUCUGACCAUUUAUAAGUUGUGCAAAUAAGGGACGUAGUGUUAACUCGGACUCAGUAUAAAGCGUGUGGAAGUUCAUCAUUUUACGAUAGUUUAUCGAAUCUAGAGGACAUGGACGUUAAAUCACAUUUGACGAAAAGUUUGUGGGAUCAAAAACCCAUACCCGAUGUUAGUGAAGAUAAAUUUGUGGGGAAAAAACAGUGGCCUUACAAUGGAGCGCCCACGAUGUUAUAUGAGCAAAGCUAUGAGGUAUCCAUUAAGAAAGAAGACAAUACUGACUUCCAGGAAAGCCCCCUCGAUUUAAGUAUUCGGAAAGAUCACUGCAGUAACAUUCCAACUGUUGUUCCGAUACCAAGUUACACGUCCGGCCUAGAAAUUCAACAAACAGUAAUGGCGGGAUUCACCUACAACCAGCAGUGGAGCUCUGCUCAAACACCACCGACCAGCGAUCCACAAGUGUACAUAAUAGAUUUUGUUGAGGACAAAACGAAGCAAAUCGAAGAAGGUAUUAAACGAUACUGCCCUGAUGUUGUGCAGAAAAUAAAAACCGAGUCUUUGUGCGAAUUGAAACCCGUACAUCAACCAAACCUCAAGCUUUCGCCAAGUCCUUGCUACGAGCCAAUAUCGUCACACGAUGAAGCAGAACCAACUCCGGGAUUGACUUGCGGAGAAAACAUUCGGUCAACACAACUAGCCACUGACUUAAAUGAUGCAUCGGAGCCUAGUUCGACCUACAGCAUUCCAUCUACAAGCUAUGCCCAUGUGCCGUCCUUCGAUAUUGUUGAUCUAGCUGCUACACAUUCAGCCCCAGCGACUCCAACCGUUCAAGACAUCGAUCCAUCAGAAGUCUACACGGUUCGGGAAACCUGCCCAGUCGAUGCCUCACAACCCCAGGCAACUAAAAAGCCCAUCUCGAAGAAACGCAGGCGUCAAAUCCAGUACGGCAGCGAGUUCUAUUGCAAGAUCUGUGAGAAGCAAUUCAGCAGACAGAGUAACUUGCUGCAGCAUUUGCGCCUGAAGCACGAGGAACAUCGGCCGUUCCGGUGUGACAUCUGCGGGAAAUCGUACUUCACAGAACAAGACAUGCUUGGGCAUCGCCAGAACCAUGAUCCUAGCAGGAAGCGGCAUAAGUGCCCGAGUUGCGAAAAAAGCUAUCGGCACAUGAACGAUCUCGAUCGGCACUUCGCAACGCACCACGGCACGCCGACGUAUGUGUGCGAGAUCGAGGGCUGCCCGAAGGCGUUCGCACGGCGCGAUCACAUGUUGUUGCACUACGAGACCCACAAGGACCAAUUGGACCGGCUGAUUGCGAUGACGAUGUUGCAUAAGGAAAAGGAGAAUAAAGGCAAGCAGAUGCGACGAGAUCCGAGGGAGGAUUGAAGAGUGACUUUUGAACGGACAUCGGUGGCGCUCGCUUCGAUUUUACUCUCGUUUGUCGUUUAGCACCCUAUCGCCAUCUUAUGCCUACUUGACAGUUUUCACAUGGAACGACCUGAUUUCAUGAAUGAUGAUUUUUACGACUGUUUGUGUGAUAUA
Molecule: messenger RNA, 2141 nt
Organism: Aedes albopictus (Asian tiger mosquito)
Lineage: Eukaryota; Metazoa; Arthropoda; Insecta; Diptera; Culicidae
Product: zinc finger protein 574
Exons: 2
Coding region: 717-1985 (422 amino acids)
Biological process (GO): regulation of transcription by RNA polymerase II
Molecular function (GO): DNA-binding transcription factor activity; RNA polymerase II cis-regulatory region sequence-specific DNA binding
Source: RefSeq, a predicted model, not a curated record